This is a messenger RNA of Peronospora matthiolae, 378 nucleotides long. The record is from the annotation of a GenBank genome assembly. NCBI's taxonomy places the organism in Eukaryota, Oomycota, Peronosporomycetes, Peronosporales, Peronosporaceae.
AUGGCAGUGUUCGUGUACUCCCAUUGCAUUCUGGGUAUUCUGAAUUACCCCAUGGCUAUUUUCGGUGCAAUUCCAAUGGCCCAUUUUGCCAGCAUUGUUCCCUUCACCACCGCAUCUCAGGCUAAGCGAAUAUGGAACUGCUUUUGGCUCAUCGUGUCGUCUCCCCUCGUUCUGCUUGUUUUGCUGAACUGGACUCGCAUGGACGUGAUAGGUGGCUUGUCAUAUACCGUGGACAGUUUUGCUCACCGUACAAAUUUGCUGGCACUGCCGUACAUGUGCUGUAUCUACGUGUGCGUCCACACGUUAUCGCUCGUAAUCUGGGUAUAUCCUCCGUCUCUAGUCGCUUUACCGCUGCCGAAGAAGUCGAAGAAAGAGUAG